Messenger RNA from Eubalaena glacialis (North Atlantic right whale), 2347 nucleotides. RefSeq names its product zinc finger protein 140 (gene ZNF140). Gene Ontology annotation, cellular component: nucleus. NCBI's taxonomy places the organism in Eukaryota, Metazoa, Chordata, Mammalia, Artiodactyla, Balaenidae. The record is from RefSeq and is a predicted model, not a curated record. Gene Ontology annotation, molecular function: DNA-binding transcription activator activity, RNA polymerase II-specific; RNA polymerase II cis-regulatory region sequence-specific DNA binding. The transcript has 5 exons. Gene Ontology annotation, biological process: regulation of transcription by RNA polymerase II. The coding region runs from base 239 to 1639 and encodes 466 amino acids.
CCUGGGAGUUGUAGGGGGGUGGGACGGGCACUCUGCCCGCGACGCGCCGAGGCCGCGGUGGGUCCUGGGAAGGAGCUGUCUGAGGUCCGCGGCCUGGUCGCGGUCGGUCUCUGAGGCUCCGGAAGGCGCAGUUUGCGGGACGCUGGCGCGGGGUCCCCGUCGCAGAGCCGAGAGCGUUGCUUGCGCGGGCCGAGCUCCGCCUUCCACGCUCGGUUCUCCGCGGGCCCUGCCGUGAGCCAUGUCUCAGGGGUCAGUGACAUUCAGAGAUGUGGCCGUAGACUUCUCCCGGGAGGAGUGGGAAUGGCUCCAGCCUGCUCAAAGAGAUUUGUACAGACAUGUAAUGUUGGAGAACUAUGGCCACCUGGUCUCACUGGCAGGUCUUAACAUUUCUAAGCCAGAUGUGGUUUCCUUACUGGAGCAAGGGAAAGAGCCCUGGCUGGGGAAAGAUGCGAGCAGAGGUCUGUUUUCAGCUUCAGAGUCAAAUGGUGAGAUCAAAGAGUUUUCUCCAAAAAAUGUCAUAUACGAAGAUGAUUCAUCCGAGUAUUUGAUAAUGGAAAGAUUUCUAAGCCAAGGCCUUGAGUAUUCCAGUUUUAAAGAAGGCUGGAAAUGUGAGGGUGAUACUGAGAUGCUGCAGGGAAAUCAGGGAUAUAUCAGGCAAGUGACAGUUUCCCAUCAAGAAGCCCUGUCUCAACAUACGAAUGUUAGUACUGUGGAGAGACCCUAUGGAUGCCAUGAAUGUGGAAAAACUUUCAGUCGGCGCUUUUCCCUUGUGUUACAUCAGAGAACUCAUACUGGAGAGAAACCAUAUGUAUGUAAGGAAUGUGGGAAAACCUUUAGCCAGAUCUCGAACCUUGUAAAACAUCAGAUGAUACAUACGGGAAAGAAACCCCAUGAGUGUAAAGACUGUAAUAAAACAUUCAGUUACCUUUCAUUCCUCAUUGAACAUCAGAGAACACAUACUGGGGAGAAACCCUAUGAAUGUACCGAAUGUGGAAAGGCCUUUAGCCGUGCCUCAAACCUCACUCGACAUCAGAGAAUUCACAUAGGAAAGAAACAGUAUGUAUGUAGGAGAUGUGGGAAGGCCUUUAGCAGUGGCUCUGAACUCAUUCGCCAUCAGAUUACACAUACUGGAGAGAAACCUUAUGAAUGCGUUGAGUGUGGGAAGGCAUUUCGCCGUUCUUCACACCUUACCCGGCAUCAGAGUGUCCAUACCUCCAAAACCCCCUAUGAAUGUAACGAAUGCAGUAAAGCCUUCCGUUGCCACUCAUUCCUUAUUAAACAUCAGAGAAUUCAUGCUGGAGAAAAGCUCUAUGAAUGUGAUGAAUGUGGUAAAGUUUUCACGUGGCACGCAUCCCUUGCACAACAUAUGAAAAUUCAUAGUGGAGAAAAGCCCUAUGCAUGUACUGAAUGUGACAAAACCUUUAGUCGGAGCUUUUCCCUCAUUCUACAUCAGAUAACUCAUACUGGGGAGAAGCCCUAUGUAUGUAAGGUAUGCAAUAAAUCCUUCAGCUGGAGCUCAAACCUUGCUAAACAUCAGAGAACACACACUCUAGAGAACCCCUAUGAAUAUGAAAAUUCUUUUAACUACCACUCAUUCCUUGCUGAACACCAGGGAAUUCGCACUGUAGAGAAAACCUAAGAAUGUAUGGAUUUAAAAAAAAAAAGCAGCUAAUGCCUUACUUUGACUUCAGAGAACUCUUGGAAAGAAGCCUUAUGUGAAUGUGUUGAUUGUGAUGAAAUGUGGUCUCUGCUCUAUUCAGUAUCCUGGAGAAAAACCCAAGGAAUGUAUAGGAAAGCCAUUAACACCUGCUCAUUCUUUUUGUAAUACCAGAAGAUGAAAUCAAACAAUACUGAGAAGACUCUUCACCUGGUAGGAUUCCCUUAAUCUACAUUUGUAAAUUCCUGCCAGGAAAGGAUACAUGUCCAAUAAAUGUGAGAAAACUUUUAGAGAUUAGGUCUCAUUCUGCAUCUGUCAGCUCAGGACAGAACGCAUGGGUAAGGGUGUACUUUUUCCUGGACACCAGAAAAUUCAUAAUGAAGGAAAGUCAUACAAACAGUGAUUUGGGAAUGCCUUCAUGUACCAUGCAAUAUUUAUUAAAUUUUUAAAUACUCUUCUAAGGAGAAAAAGCAACCCUAUAAAUGAACUUAACGUAGGGUGACUUUCUGCAGUAUUUCAAACCUACAGAAUUAUCCUGGGGAAAAACUACCAUUGUAAUGAGCGUGGCAAAAAUCAUAAGAGUUCUGAGAAGUUAUACUGGAGAGAAUCGGUGUGGGAGGAUUUUUUUACAGGGGGAUGUUUGUUUGGGUUUUGUUUUUUGUUGUUUUGUUUUGAAGCAAAUUCAGAAAA